UAUUACCCAGAAGCAGUGGAUGCGGAUGCAGCAUUCCAGGCGCGCGAAAUCGCAGCAGUGGGGCUCAGAGCGAAGCCAGAGAGUGGCGUCAUAGCAGUCGAUAAACAAAGCACUGUCAAGUUCGCUCGUGAGCAAGGCCAGGAUCAUAUUGCGCGUCUUCUACUAGUAAUCGUCAAUGACAGUGCUCCACAACUGAAUAUGAACGAGUGGUGCACUUCGGAUAAUCCGCCAGUUCACAACCUGAUUCUUGGCACUGAAAGAUCUACUCCAGAGUACCGUCAUUCAAGUCCACCACUGCCAGCAACAGAUGAAUUUGCCGAAAUUAUGCCACAGUUCGACGCUAGCUUUGUUUUUCAACAAAAAUUUUGCCGAUUUUCGAGAAGUGAAGAAGCGGCUUUUCCCAAUUUCACAACAGACCAACUUGAUGUUUUGCUAAACUGA
Molecule: messenger RNA, 441 nt
Organism: Gongylonema pulchrum
Lineage: Eukaryota; Metazoa; Nematoda; Chromadorea; Rhabditida; Gongylonematidae
Source: the annotation of a GenBank genome assembly